Calypte anna (Anna's hummingbird) is the source of this 3609-nucleotide messenger RNA. It is a transcript of the gene SLC4A1, whose product is annotated as solute carrier family 4 member 1 (Diego blood group). The record is from RefSeq and is a predicted model, not a curated record. Gene Ontology annotation, cellular component: basolateral plasma membrane; plasma membrane. Gene Ontology annotation, biological process: monoatomic anion transport; transmembrane transport; regulation of intracellular pH. Lineage: Eukaryota; Metazoa; Chordata; Aves; Apodiformes; Trochilidae. Gene Ontology annotation, molecular function: monoatomic anion transmembrane transporter activity; solute:inorganic anion antiporter activity; bicarbonate transmembrane transporter activity.
UGUCGCUGGCAGCUGCGGGCAGAGCGCGGGCAGGGGCGGCGCGGAGGCACCCCCGGGGCCGGGUUAUGGUGCCGCCGGGCUGACUGCUGGGACGCAGCGAGGUGGCAGCAGGGGGCCGAGCCCGGAGCCAUGGAGGGGCCCGGCCAGGAGGCCUACGAGGAGGGGAUGAGGAGGAGCCUGGACCCUGAGGGCUACGAGGAUCCUGGAAUAAAGAGCUCCCGCCUGUCCCUGGGGGAGAUGAGCAGGGCCAGCGCUGGCACCGCGUCCCCCCUGCAGGCUUGGAGGGCCAGAGCCGAGCAGCUGAAGCCCCUGCGGCAGUAUCUGCCCGGCCGCCGGGGAUGCUAUGACCUGGAUGGGAGGAGGCACGGGGCCGGGGCCCCCCCGGGACAGGCCAGGCAGCCUCCAUCAGUGACCGAUGUGGACCUGGAGGCGUCAGGAAGCAGGAGGCCCGUGUCCCACCAGGACACCCAUGAGGGCUACGUGGAGCUGCAUGAACUGGUCGUGGGUAGCACGAAGGAGCUGUUCUGGAUGGAAGCUGCCCACUGGCUCAAGCUGGAGGAGGACUUCAAGGAAGCCGGGCACUGGAAUCAGCCCCAUCUUUCCUUCUUGACCUACCGCAGCCUCCUGGAGAUCCGCAGGGCUUUGGCCAAAGGCGCAGUGCUCUUCGACGUGGAGGCCACCUCGCUGGCUGCCAUCGCCCACGUCCUCAUCGACCAAAUGAUCUACGAGGGGCAGCUCAAACCCCAGGACCGGGAGGACAUCCUGAGGACGCUGCUGCUGCAGCACAAGCACCCCAGAGAGGGAGAAUCGCUCGGGACACCCGCGCAGCUCCAGCGCUCGGGCACCGGGAGGGCAGAGGCGGAGCAGCCGCUGCUGCGGGAGCAACAACCCCUGGAGCUGCGGAGCCUCGGGGGCACCGAGCAGAGCCUGGGGGGCACCACGAGCCCCCUGCUCCCCCAGAAGGUCCCCGAGGAUGCUGAGGCCACCUUGGUCCUCGUGGGCUGUGCAGCCUUCCUGACCAGCCCCUUGGCCUUCGUGCCGCCUGAGGGCCGCUGCCACCUGGACGGUGUCCUCGAUGUCCCCUUGCCCGUCCGUUUCCUCUGGGUGCUCCUGGGCCCCGACUCCCCCCACCUCAGCUACCACGAGAUCGGCCGCGCCGUUGCCACCAUGAUGGCUGAGAGGAUUUUUCGUCGGGAUGCUUACCUGGCCGAGGGUCGCCAGGACCUUCUGAGGGGGGUGGAGGACUUUUUGGAGGCCAGCAUCGUCGUGCCACCCACCGAGACCCCCAGUGAGCAGCUGCUCCACGCCCUGGUACCCCUGCAGCACCAGCUCCUCCGCCGCCGCUACCAACCCCCCGAGAAGACCUCGGGAGGGGAUUUCUUGAAAGACCUGGGGCUGGAGGAGCCGGGGCAGGAGGAGGAUGACCCCCUGAGGAGGACAGGGAGACCUUUUGGGGGGUUGGUGAGGGACAUCUGCAGGAGGUACCCCAAAUAUCUCAGUGACAUCAAGGAUGCUCUCAGCCCCCAGUGCUUGGCCGCUGUCAUCUUCAUCUACUUCGCGGCGCUGUCACCCGCUGUCACCUUUGGAGGGUUGCUGAGUGAGAAGACCAAGGGUAUGAUGGGGGUGUCGGAGCUGCUCAUCUCUACCUGUGUGCAGUGUGUCCUCUUCAGCCUCCUCAGUGCUCAACCUCUCCUCGUCGUGGGCUUUUCGGGGCCCCUCCUUGUCUUUGAGGAAGCCUUCUACUCGUUCUGCAGUGCCAAUGGCAUGGAGUACAUCGUGGGUCGGGUCUGGGUCGGGUUCUGGAUGAUCCUGCUGGUGCUGGUGGUGGUGGCCUGUGAGGGCAGCUUCCUGGUGCGCUACCUGUCCCGCUACACCCAGGAGAUCUUCUCCUUCCUCAUCUCCCUCAUCUUCAUCUUCGAGACCUUCUCCAAGCUCGUCACGAUAUUCAGCCAGCACCCUCUGCAGCGACACUACAACGUGCAGCCCACUGCCAGCCCCAGGGUGCCAGAACCCAACACAGCUCUGCUGUCCCUUGUCCUCAUGGCUGGCACCUUCUUCUUGGCCUUUUUCCUCCGCAAGUUCAAGAACAGCGCGUUCCUGCCCGGCAAGGCCCGGCGUUUGAUCGGAGACUUCGGUGUCCCCAUCUCCAUCUUCAUCAUGGCCCUGGUGGACUUCUUCAUCAAGGACACCUACACCCAGAAACUCAACGUCCCCAAAGGGCUGGAGGUCACCAACUCGAGCGCCCGGGGUUGGUUCAUCAACCCCAUGGGGGAGAGAAUCCCCUUCCCCAUCUGGAUGAUGUUUGCCUCCGUGGUGCCUGCACUCCUGGUCUUCAUCCUCAUCUUCCUCGAGACACAGAUCACCACGCUCAUCGUCAGCAAGCCCGAGAGGAAGCUGGUGAAGGGCACGGGUUUCCACCUGGAUCUGCUGCUGAUCGUGGCCAUGGGGGGGUUGGCAGCACUUUUUGGCAUGCCCUGGCUCAGUGCCACCACCGUCCGCACCAUCACCCACGCCAACGCCCUGACGGUCAUGAGCAAAACCUCAGCUCCUGGGGACAAGGCUCAGAUCCUGGAGGUCAAGGAGCAGAGGAUCAGUGGCUUGUUGGUGGCCGUGCUCAUCGGUGUCUCCAUCCUCAUGGAGCCCAUCCUGAAGUUCAUCCCCCUGGCUGUGCUCUUUGGCAUCUUCCUCUACAUGGGUGUCACCUCCCUCUUUGGCAUUCAGCUCUUUGACCGCAUCCUGCUCCUCCUGAUGCCACCCAAGUACCACCCCAGCGAGCCCUAUGUCACCCGGGUGAAGACGUGGCGGAUGCAUCUCUUCACCUUCACCCAGAUCGUGGUCCUGGUGCUGCUCUGGGUGGUGAAAUCCACCCCGGCCUCCCUGGCUCUGCCCUUCGUCCUCAUCCUCACCGUGCCCCUGCGGCGUUUCCUCCUGCCCCGGAUCUUCAGGGACAUCGAGCUCAAAUGUUUGGACGCAGACGACGCAGUGGUGACAUUUGAGGAGGUGGAGGGGACAGAUGUGUACAACGAGGUGCAGAUGCCCAGCUAAGGGGUGACCCCCCCCCCCCGACAGCCCCCACCUCCCCCUCCCCAACCCCCCAGGAAUGGAGCUUUUUUUAAUUAUUAUUAUUAUUAUUAUUUAGUAUUUUUCUUUUUUUUUUCCCCUUCUAAAAAAUAUUUGGGAUGUUCUGAUCUCACCCAACACUUUGCUGGUGAAGACACCGGGGGGGUUUUGGGGGGGGGGGGGGGUGUCCCACAAACUGUCACCAUGCUGUCCCCAAAGCCACCCUGGGGCUCUGACUGGGCUCAAGGAGCUGGAGGAAGAGGAGGGAGGAGGAAGGCAGGGAUGGGAGAAGACAGUGAGGAUGGGGACAGAGGAUGUGUGUGUGUGUUCCCCCCCCCCUUUAGGGGCCCCCCCAAACAAAUUUUGGGGUGUACAUAGUCCAGUGAGAGGGUUUAGGUAUGGAGAGAAGAGAAAUCAUGCUUUAAAACAAAAAAAAACACAAAAAAAAAGAAAAUUACAGCCAUGCUUCUGUAGGUAGAGAUUGCUGGGAACCAAAUCCCCCAAAAGCACCUUAAAAAGGACCAAAAAAAAGGAAAAAAGAAAAAAAAA